This is a messenger RNA of Planococcus citri (citrus mealybug), 3439 nucleotides long. Its product is annotated as dynein axonemal heavy chain 3-like. The record is from RefSeq and is a predicted model, not a curated record. The coding region runs from base 15 to 3404 and encodes 1129 amino acids. Gene Ontology annotation, cellular component: dynein complex. Gene Ontology annotation, molecular function: dynein intermediate chain binding; dynein light intermediate chain binding; minus-end-directed microtubule motor activity. The transcript has 20 exons. Gene Ontology annotation, biological process: microtubule-based movement. Lineage: Eukaryota; Metazoa; Arthropoda; Insecta; Hemiptera; Pseudococcidae.
UAAGCUAUGAAAAAAUGAGAUGGUUUGAAUUAGAAACUGAAUUGGAUAAAGCUCUUGUUCGAUCAGUCGGCGAUAUUUUCCUAUCAUCUGCAUUUAUAACAUAUCUAUCAUAUUUUUCAUCCGAGUUUAGAAAACAAAUAAUUAAAGAAUGGUGCAAUCAAUGCAAAGAGAUGCAACUUCCGUUAUCACCAGAAUACACAUUUUCGACGAAUUUCAUCGACUCGGACGAUAUCCGGUUUUGGAACAUGGCCAAAUUAUCCACAGAUGCUGCUUCGGUUGAUAAUUAUACCAUCAUCUCUAAAACCAUCUACCUUCCUGUUAUCAUUGACCCUCAAGGACAAGGUAGAAAUUACAUCCAAUAUGUGGAAAGUAAAAACGAUCUGCAAAUCGUCAAAAUUACUGAUCAAGAUUACGUUGACAAUUUGAAAAAAGCAAUAACGAAUGGUCAGCCUGUGCUGUUGCAAGAUAUUCCUGAAAAAUUAGACGAUGUUAUAGUUUCAUUGAUUCAUUUCAAUACAUUCAAGGAAGAAGAUGUUACAUAUCUGAGGUUAAACAAAGAGAAUGUUCCACUGAACUCAGAUUUCAAAGUAUACGUCACAUGUUCUAAACCUAAACCAAUUUUCACUCCUGAUAUAAACAACACAGUAACCAUAAUAAAUUUCGAAAUGACAUCGGAGGGUUUAGAAAACUGUCUCUUAAGAGUGGUUAUAUCGGUGGACGCUCCCGAUUUGGAAGAACAAAACAACAAUUUACUACUCCAAUGCGCCGAAGACAGUAGAACGCUUUACCAAACCGAAGACAAAAUAUUGAACGUAUUAUCCUCGUCAAUAGGCAACAUCUUAGAAGAUGAGACAGCACUACAGACAUUAAACGAUUCCAAGAACUUACUGGAACAAAUACGAGAAAAACAAAAACAUUCUUUGGCCGCCGAAGAGAACUUAAAAGAGGCGUACAAGUUGUAUAAAAUCAUUUGCAAACAAGUAACCAGCAUGUACUUCGGUAUACAAAACCUUCAACAGAUGAAUGCUUUGUAUUGCUUCUCCGUCCACUGGUUCAUUUGUUUAUUCCAACAAGCGGUGAAAAAGAGCCCUAAAUCGCAAGUCAUGGAACAACGUAUAAAUUUUGUUAAUAAACGUUUCACUUGUGAUUUAUAUCGUGAAAUAGACAUGUGCCUGGAGAAAAAAGAUAUGCUACCGGCAGUAUUCGUUUUAGCGUUACAGAUGAAACCAGUACAAGAAUCUAUCAAGAAAACAAUGAUUGAGAAUUUAUCUCCCAGUUUGUGCGUAAGUCAACUUCCUAUUAUAGGUAAACGUGCCAAUGAGAGGAUCACUUGGAGCAUUCCUUCUACUUUUAAUAACAUCGACGAUAAAAUUCUGAUACUGGAACAUUUAGAAUGCGAUUAUGAUCUAGCUUAUAGUGAAAUCAAAACAUUAUUAAAUCAUCUGACAAGUUGCAGUGUAUUGGACCACAACCUAUUGGAUUCUUUAGGCACAGAACACUUCAUUUCUAACAUCAAAAAAUUAAUUAGAAACGUAUUCAUACACGAUGAGGAACCUUCGCAACUAAAUUUGUAUGAAAUCUAUCACAACACCAGCGUUAAACUGCCUAUUAUUUGUGGAUUAACGGACAUAGAUGUCGAUCCAUUGAUAGAUAUACAACAUUUAGCGACAGAAAUGGGUCUAGAAGAAGAUAUCAUGAAUUGUGUGCCAUUUAUCGAAACACAGAUACCCUCAUUAUUGAAUUCAGUGAACGAAGCACUAACCAAAGGCACCUGGAUAGUAAUUCAGAACUGUCACUUGCUCAGAAAAUCCUCCAAUUAUCUGGAAUUCUUAAACAAUCACAUAUCCAACAGCAAAUCAAUCAACCCUCAAUUCAGAUUAUGGAUCGUAACAUUUCCUUUCAACGAAUUCCCACCUGAUGUUUCAUCAAAAGGAAUCAAAAUAAUGAUGAAAGAAGCGUUCGAUUUAGGCAGUAAUAUCCAUCACCUUUACACAUAUACGUCAUUAAUGUCACCUCACUUACUCGAGAGUAAAAAGACGGUGAAGAAUUGGCAAUUCAUCUUGUUCUUCGUGUACUUUUGUCAUUCCAUGUUGAAGCUUCUGUGGAAAACUGGCUUGUUCCGUGGAAAUCAAUAUUGUUCUAUAACAAAAAGCAAUUUACAUACGAUGACUUCACUUGUAGAGAUUCUCUUUACAUCCAACGAACAAGAAUUCAUCGCCGGAUUCAGGUACUUGAGCAACGAGUGCAACUAUUGCGCUCAUUUACCGGACACCGAAGAACGAUUAAUAUUAUCAAAAGUGAUUGAAAGCUUAAAAAUUGAGAAUUUUUCUAGACCGACGUCUGUAAGCGUGUGCAGCAAAUCAUUUCCAGCGCCGGAGGACGUAUCGUUUAAUGGUUGUUUGAGAUACGCUCAGUCGAUGAAGAAGACAAAUCUACGCGAGUAUUUUCAAUUAUAUUACUGCUCCGGUCUGAAACGAGGAUGGACUUUUGUUAAUUUAUGGAAGAUGGUCAGGAAAUUAUACUUUAACCUAGAUAAUUCGUCGAUCAUCGAUGAAAGCACCGUGCUGAAUUUGAUUAAUGAUAUUUUAACGGUACUGGAGCAAUUUUACACAGGUUUCGAUAAGGCUAAACUUUCUUCCGGUAAAGAUAUCUUGAAUAUAUUUCUCAAACAGGAAAUAAAGCUGUAUUUACGUCUACUCGAUUAUAUUUUCCAAUCGUUGAAUCGACUGAAAGAUGUGAUUUUUGGAAAACUCCCAAUAACCGAAGAGUAUCGAAAGAUGUUUGUAAUUUUACAAAACAACCAAUUACCUCAAACAUGGGCUCAAGCGUCGUAUCCUACGUCUUUAUCGUUGCUGCAGUACAUCGUCAAUUUGAACCGAAGAUUGAUAUUUAUAAACAAAUGGAUCCAUUAUGGAAUCCCUGACGUCGUCUGGCUUCCAGGACUUUUCAACGUUCGUGCAUUCUUCACCAGUAUUUUAUACAAUUAUUCUUCGUACCGAGAUAUCUGCAUUGAAGAUACGGAGUUAUAUUGUCAAGUUACAAAAUUUUACGAUACCACGUUAUCAGAAGACGAAUGGCGAAACUAUCAACAGGAACAAAAGAAAGGAAGUAAAUUCGGAAUUUUCGUUCAGGGAUUACUUCUGCUGGGCAGCAUUUGGAAUGCGAAUGAAAUGAAAUUAGACUACAUUGAUGAAGAAAAAUACUUCCAAGUUCUUCCAAUAAUCUGGAUCGAGCCAAAAUCCAAGCCAAAAAAAGAAUCUGAAAACUUGUACAAAUGCCCAAUGUAUUGGACCAAUGCAACGGGGGAUUAUCUACUAGAAAAUUAUAUCAUUUCAAUGAGUCUGCCAUGUUUAGAAGAUCCAAUCGUUUUAACUCAACGUGGUGUUAAAUUGCUCGUAUUAUAAAUUUUCUUCAAUAAAAUUUAAUUUCUACUUUUCAA